UGAUCUGGACCCCCAAAUCUCACACCAAACAAAAUCUAUUACCAGAAGAAGAAGUUCACUCUCGUCUCUGAGAGUGAAGCAGAGAGAAAAUGGCGUCGCCCACGGCAAGGAUCACGUUCCGCGUAGUAAUGUUAGCUCUGGCUCUUCUGGUCGUCUUCUACAUGGGUCGUCCUCUCUACUGGAAAAUCUCAGCCACCAUCCACGAGAUCCGCGAAAACAGACAGACCGUUAAGCAAGGUUUGUCGCAGAUUGUGCUGGAAGCCCAGAGAACUGUUGGUUGGUAUCACGACGAGUCGGAUUCGGGUGCCCGCGAAGAUCCGGUCGGGAAGAAGGUGGCCACGACCCGGAGGCUUCUGUUCAGUCAGGUUUCAUGAAGAUCCUUUACUCCAGUCACUGCUUGAGGUUUCUAUGCGAUGAUGUCAGUUGUGGCACAGUGGGUCUGUUCAGAUCUGAUUUUGGUUGAUGAUGUUUAAAUCAAUAUAUAUGAGAAAUGAAAUGCUUGUUCAUGAAGCGAUUAGUUGUUAGAGAGACUUUUACAACUGCAAUGCUGGAUAAUGUAGUAAUUGUACUGUUCUUGAUAUAUAUAGAAAUGCAAUGCGUGUUUGGUUAUGGUUGUA
Rosa chinensis is the source of this 617-nucleotide messenger RNA. RefSeq lists its product as uncharacterized. The coding region runs from base 90 to 374 and encodes 94 amino acids. The transcript is spliced from 2 exons. Lineage: Eukaryota; Viridiplantae; Streptophyta; Magnoliopsida; Rosales; Rosaceae. The record is from RefSeq and is a predicted model, not a curated record.